This is a messenger RNA of Anolis carolinensis (green anole), 3412 nucleotides long. RefSeq names its product junction plakoglobin (gene jup). Gene Ontology annotation, molecular function: protein phosphatase binding; cadherin binding; transcription coactivator activity. Bases 165 to 2414 code for a protein of 749 amino acids. Gene Ontology annotation, biological process: positive regulation of transcription by RNA polymerase II; cell-cell adhesion; canonical Wnt signaling pathway. The record is from RefSeq and is a predicted model, not a curated record. Gene Ontology annotation, cellular component: catenin complex; cytoplasm; adherens junction. NCBI's taxonomy places the organism in Eukaryota, Metazoa, Chordata, Lepidosauria, Squamata, Anolidae. The transcript has 15 exons.
CCCUCGCGGGCGAGGCGGCCAAUCAGAGCUCCGAGGGGCGUGGCUUGUGUCCAUGGGGACCGGGGCUGGGCUGGGCUCAGUCAGGGAAGGUCUCUGCUCGCCCCCAUUGUUCGAGCGGAGCGAGAGGCGAGCAGGGCGGUGGCGACGGAGCCGGCAGAGCAGCCAUGGAGGUGGUGAACAUGAUGGAACAACCCAUCAAGGUGACAGAAUGGCAACAAACCUACACUUAUGAUUCGGGCAUCCAUUCUGGGAUGAACACCCAGGUGCCAUCAGUCAGCAGCAAGUGCUUGAUGGAUGAUGAUGACCUAUACGGCAAGCAGUACACCAUUAAGAAGACCACUACUUACAGUCAGGCUGGAGCGGGGCAGGCCCAGGCUCAAGCUCAGGCUCAAGCAGAGUUGGAAUCCCAGCUUGCCAUGACCCGUGCUCAGCGCAUCCGUGCUGCCAUGUACCCAGAGACUGUGGAGGACCGCUCCCUCCUCAUCACCACCCAAGUCGAGGGACAGCAGACGAAUGUACAACGGUUGGCUGAACCCUCUCAAAUGCUCAAGUCUGCCAUUGUGCACCUCAUCAACUAUCAAGAUGAUGCCGAAUUGGCCACCCGUGCCAUCCCUGAACUCACCAAACUCCUCAAUGACGAGGAUCCGGUGGUGGUCAGCAAAGCUGCUAUGAUUGUAAACCAGCUGUCCAAGAAGGAGGCAUCACGCCGUGCUCUGAUGCAGUCGCCUCAGAUAGUUGCUGCUGUGGUCCGCACAAUGCAAAAUACCAGUGACUUAGAUACAGCCCGCUGCACUACCAGCAUCCUCCACAACUUGUCUCACCAUCGUGAGGGACUGCUUUCCAUCUUUAAGUCUGGGGGUAUCCCAGCACUUGUGCGUAUGCUCAGUUCCCCUGUGGAGUCAGUCUUGUUUUAUGCCAUUACCACCCUUCACAACCUGUUGCUGUACCAGGAAGGAGCUAAGAUGGCUGUACGUCUGGCUGAUGGGCUGCAGAAGAUGGUACCCCUGCUGACCAAGAAUAACCCAAAGUUCCUUGCCAUCACUACUGACUGCUUGCAGCUUCUUGCCUAUGGGAACCAGGAAAGCAAACUCAUUAUCUUGGCCAAUGGGGGUCCCCAAGCUCUUGUUCAGAUCAUGCGGAGUUACACAUAUGAGAAGCUGCUGUGGACAACCAGCCGUGUCCUCAAAGUCCUGUCUGUCUGUCCCAGCAAUAAACCAGCGAUUGUAGAAGCCGGUGGUAUGCAAGCCUUGGGGAAACACCUGACCAGUGCCAGUCCUAGGCUUGUACAGAACUGCCUUUGGACUCUGAGGAACCUCUCAGAUGUAGCUACAAAGCAGGAGGGUCUUGAUGGUGUCUUGAAGAUUCUGGUCAACCAGCUAAGCUCUGAUGAUAUCAAUGUGCUGACAUGUGCCACUGGCACCCUUUCCAACCUGACCUGCAACAACAGCAAGAACAAAACUCUAGUGACCCAGUCAAAUGGGGUGGAGGCCCUGAUACACACCAUACUCCGGGCAGGAGACAAAGAAGACAUCACUGAGCCAGCAGUAUGCGCUCUAAGGCACCUCACCAGCCGGCACCCUGAGGCUGAGAUGGCCCAAAACUCUGUGCGGAUCAAUUAUGGCAUCCCUGCAAUUGUUAAGCUUCUCAAUCAGCCCAAUCAGUGGCCGUUGAUCAAGGCUACCAUUGGCCUUAUUCGUAACCUGGCCCUGUGUCCUGCCAACCACGCCCCCUUGCAGGAAGCCGCUGUCAUCCCACGCUUGGUCCAACUGUUGGUGAAAGCUCACCAAGACGCCCAGCGCCACGCAGCAGCUGGCACACAGCAACCAUACACGGAUGGCGUAAAGAUGGAAGAGAUUGUGGAAGGCUGUACGGGUGCACUGCACAUUUUGGCUCGUGACCCCAUGAACCGAAUGGAAAUCUUCCGCCUAAACACCAUUCCACUCUUCGUGCAGCUUCUGUAUUCACCAGUGGAAAAUAUCCAGCGUGUGGCUGCCGGUGUGCUGUGUGAACUGGCCCAGGAUAAAGAGGCUGCUGAUGCCAUUGACGCAGAAGGUGCAUCAGCCCCACUGAUGGAACUUCUACACUCCAGAAAUGAAGGCACAGCUACAUAUGCAGCAGCUGUUCUAUUCCGCAUUUCUGAAGACAAGAACCCUGACUAUCGGAAACGCGUCUCUGUGGAACUUACCAACUCGCUCUUCAAACAUGACCCUGCUGCUUGGGAAGCUGCCCAAAGCAUGAUACCAAUUCAUGAGCCAUAUGGGGAUGUAGAACUGGAUCCAGGGUACCGGGGCAUGUACUCUGCCGAAAUGCCCAUGGACGCAAUGGAUAUGCAUGUGGACCUGGAUGGUGACUAUCCCAUUGAUGGGUACAGUGAUGGUAUCCGGGCACCAUACACAGACCAUAUGCUUGCCUAAGUUGCCCCUUGGGCAGGGCUUGAGACAUUUUCUUAACGCAGAAGAGGGCAGCCCAGUGCUUAAAUCCGGGACACUAUAGAGACAGAAGUGCCUGAGAAAGAUGAUGACAAGCUCUUCUUUUCCCUGCGAGGAGGUUUUAUUUUCUAAAACGAAACCAAUUUUCCCUUCUAUGGGACUACAGGAAAGACCCCAUCCCACUCUUUAUUCCAGGCUUCUGACACCCUUGUAAUAAUUUUCUAACAGCAGUCCACUCUUUUCUGUCCCAAGCGCACUGUGUCUCAACUUCAACUAACUUCUCCCUCUUCUGUCUCUCUCCCUGACAACUUCUUUGUAGCUUUGAACAACAUUGUCAAACUGCCAUUGGGUCCUCAUAAGAGAAUUUUUUAAAAAAUCAACACACACAUACACAUUUUCUGUGCAUGGUGUAAAACCACUUCCCCGUUCCUCAUUUUACCAAUCCUUACUGCCUUGCUUCUAAUGCUUGUCAGUCGGGAAGUGAAAAAAUACAACAACAUUGAGGGGGUUGGAUUUUUUUUAAGAGCAACCAAAGGGUGUGAAUUUACCAAGAAAUGAGCAGCUUUGCAUUUUUCUGCUUUUAAUUAACUUUUUUUAUAGCCUUCAAGAGAUGUGUCUGUGGAUUUUAGUGGCCCUGUCAAGGAAUCUCAUAAAUCCUCCAAAGAAGAGGAAUGACUAACCAUUGAAGCAAAACUCUCCUUCUACUGACCACCUCUUGCACAUUUUUUUAAUCCAAGCCCUCUUUUCUCUUCCCUCCCCGAAACCUUUCCUGGUGAUUGGCGUGUUCUCUCCUUCCUUCCUACUCUUGCUCCUCCUAAUGCAUUUUUUAAAACGGCUCUCUCAAUGUGAUGGCUUGAGGCUUCCACUGGAAAAGGGAUCAAUGUAGCUGCAGAUGUACUUCAGAAGAUUUUAUUAUUAUUUCUCUAAGGGAUUUUUUUUUGUAUAGACCAAAGCUAAAAAACAAAUAAAAAUUUAAACCCAAA